Molecule: messenger RNA, 1361 nt
Organism: Effrenium voratum
Lineage: Eukaryota; Dinophyceae; Suessiales; Symbiodiniaceae
Source: the annotation of a GenBank genome assembly
CCCAGCCCCAUCAAAUCCGGACGGCAAAUCCGUGUCCUGACUGAUGGCACGCAGCAAUGGCAGGCUGGCAGCAUGCUGCAGAGGCGCUGGAGGGUCGCACGUUGCUGGCGGCCAUUUGCGCCCAGGAGGAGUGGGAGAAGGCUUUGUCUUUGCAUGCGACUAUGUGGUCUCCCAAUCUGAUCGUGCACAACGCCUUGUGUCGCCGCCUGCCCUGGCGGGCUGGCCUCAGUCUAACGCACAUGGCCAGGAGACUGGAGCCUGACAUCAUCUCCUACAAUUCCAUGGUGCACACCUGCGACAAGGCGCGGCAGUGGCAGCAAGCUUUGCGAUGCCUCCGUGGUGCUAGGACGCGGCUCCUGGAGGCCACGGUGAUCACCUGCUGCAGUGCCAUGAGCGCCUGCCUGGCGCUCGCCUGGCACUGCACCUUGCAAAUUGCUGCGGAGAUGCAGCGGUGCUUCCUGCAGCCAGAUGAUGCCAGCUCCAACCUGCUCACCGCCGCCUUCGCCAAAGCCCACGCGUGGGCAAACGCCAUUGGCAGCAGCGGGGUGACGGGGCUCAACGUGGCCAUGGCGGCGUAUGUCCGUGCGUCCGAGCGGCACAAGGCCUUGGAUCUUUUUGCAAGGAGCACAUCCCAUGACCUUGUGACUUACAACACGGCUCUCCAUGCCUGCGCCAUGGGAGGCUGGUGGCAGCUGGCCCUGGAGUUGCUGCGGCGAGCGCGGCGGAGGCGUUUGCGGGCGAACGCGGUGAGCUGCACGGCUGCGGUGGACGCCUGCGCCCGGGCCACGAAGUGGCAGCACGCGCUGGGACUCUUCAGCGUCAGCCGGGCCACACCCGCGAUGAAUGCCCUGCUGGCCCACCUGCACUGGGACGUAGCGUUGGAGCUGCCCGCCUCUUCAGAGCCCGACCUCACCACCUGGAAUCUCCUUCUGAGCGCCCGAGGCGCAAGCUGGCAGAUGGUCUCCUGGCUGCUUCCGCGAGCAGAAAGGCUUGGCGCCGAUCACUUCACCUGGACGGCGGCCGCCUUGAUGCUGCCCUGGCCUCGCUCCUUGGCGCUUCUGGGGAUGCCAGGCUUGGCGCCUGCGGCGGCCGCGGCGGUGAUGAAGACCUGCCGCUGGCGGCACGCGCUGCAGGUGCUGCGGAGCUUCCGAGCAGCUGGUGGCCAGGUGGAGGUCUUGUGCCUGGAGGCUGCGCUCAGAGCCUGCGACCAAAGGCAGUCGCGGAUCUGUGCGCAGAUCUGCCCGGAGUUGGGCCGGGCGGCCUUUGGCCCUUUGAGCUGCGUGAGCCGCGCUUCGGCCAAAGCCCAGCAGCCGGGGCUGACGGAUCCAGGUAGUGCUUGGCGGUGCCUACAAUGAGUGGUG